AUGGGGGCAGUGGGCUACAGAGACCUCCCAGUCCGCGAUCGGGCCCUGCGCACCACCCUCCGCGGCCGCGCGGUGCCAGUGAGGCCGGGUAAUCAGGACCCCCGCCCCGCGGCCCUGCACUUGGUGGGGCUCGCCAUAGGGAAGCGCAGUGUCAUUGGUCUGCGGGGAGCGGCCGGCCUCCCCGCCACCCCAGUCUCCGCAGAGGUGCCACCUGGCGCGGACGAGCGCCGGGCUCCGGCUCCCGCUCCUCCCGCGCGGAUGGAAGAGGGAGGCCGGGCUGGCUCAACCCCCUACCCUCGCUCCGAGGGAGCCCUCGGGGUCUGGGACCAGCCGCGAAAAAGACCUGUUGCAAACUCUUAA
Molecule: messenger RNA, 360 nt
Organism: Rangifer tarandus platyrhynchus (Svalbard reindeer)
Lineage: Eukaryota; Metazoa; Chordata; Mammalia; Artiodactyla; Cervidae
Source: the annotation of a GenBank genome assembly